AUGAAGUUCUUCGAAAACAAUUUCACCUACGAUUACUCCUUUCCUGCCGUCUCCCUCGCCUAUUUCCUCCGCUACCCCAACCCUUAUUCUCGCCAUGUCCUCACAACGGAUGUCAUCGACAGAUACGUCGACCCUGAGACUGAGCGUCUUCACACAAUCCGGCUGCACCUAAAAAAGUCCAAGAUUCCAUCUGGAAUUCUAAAGCUCCUGCCAAAAGGCAUGGGUGGCUCAGACAGUUCCGGUCAAAGCUACAUCCUUGAGAGGACAAUUGUUGAUGCCAAGGAGGGAUGGAUGGAGACAGAGUCCCGCAACAUGGAGUGGACGGGCAUCCUGAGCGUAGUCGAAAAGCAAUGCUACAAGCGGAUCCCAUCUGAGGAAAACCGCCUGGCCCUCGAGGGUCUGGCCGUCGACAAAAGUACUGAGCAGACUAGUGUCAAGACUACGGUUACCUUCCGGUCCCGAAUUGGACAGGGCAAGUUGCUUGGGAAGAAGAAGCAGGACACAGGUGACCAUGAAGAUGAAGAGCCUCGCAAAGGAUUCUUUUCGUCCCUUUCCACUGCCGGCAUCCAGCGGACCAUUGAGCUCAUCGGUGUGAGUCGAACCAAAGAGGCUGUGCUGAAAAGCAAGCAGGGAAUGAACAUUGUCCUUGAGCGCUUGCGCAGUGGUGGUGUUGUCGGUGUCCUAGAAGGCAUGCGCCAGGACCGAGAAGCAGCCUUCGGGCCUGACGGCCCGUGGAAGCGGGUUUGGUUGCAGGGCAAAGACCGCCCGAUUGAAAACGACAAGUCGUGA
This is a messenger RNA of Penicillium coprophilum, 789 nucleotides long. Its product is annotated as MSF1 domain protein. The coding region runs from base 1 to 789 and encodes 262 amino acids. The record is from RefSeq and is a predicted model, not a curated record. The transcript has a single exon. Gene Ontology annotation, cellular component: mitochondrial intermembrane space. Lineage: Eukaryota; Fungi; Ascomycota; Eurotiomycetes; Eurotiales; Aspergillaceae. Gene Ontology annotation, biological process: phospholipid transport. Gene Ontology annotation, molecular function: phosphatidic acid transfer activity.